Messenger RNA from Symbiodinium natans, 1185 nucleotides. The record is from the annotation of a GenBank genome assembly. Lineage: Eukaryota; Dinophyceae; Suessiales; Symbiodiniaceae.
AUGGCGGGAGCGUCUGUGACGGUCGGCAUUGUGAUCAUUGUGCUGGUGGUUGCCGUGAACAUCUGGACCAUCAUGAUCCUUGUCCAUGGUGCCGAGAGGUACCAGGUCUUCGACCUCGGAGCCCUGUUGGGGAAGCUGCCUGGCAAGCUGGGGCCUGGCAUGCAGAUCUUCACGAAUCUCAUGGUGUGGGUCGUCCUCUUUGGCUCACUUAUCAGCUACAUCAUCAGCAUCUGCGACUCCGCGCAGCCUUUCAUUGCCGGGACCUUCCUGGAGAAGCGUUGGGCUCUGGCUGGCCUCGCCUCUAUCGUGGUCCUGGGCCUCUGCUUCCUGGAUCAGAAGUACUUGUCCUUCUCGUCCGGUGCGGCGAUCCUGGUCAACAUGUACUUGCUGGGCUUGGUUUGCUUCGAGUAUGGCAAGCGCGCAACGAAUGACACACUCCCGACCGGCGUUUGCGCCCUGGGCCUCGCCAAGGGGUCGGUGACCAUGGUUAGCACGAUGAUGCAGAGCGUGAUCAUCCAGAUGUGCGUGCUGCCGAUGUACAAGGAGUUGGAAAACAGAUCGCCGAAGAGGUUUGCAAGGCUGCUGACUGUCGCCUUUUCCGUGCUGGCGGUGAUCUUCAUCAUUCUGGCGAUGGCCGGGUACUUUGCCUUCGGCCCAUCGGUGGAAUCGAACUUGUUGUCCUCUUUGCCACGCACUACUGCGAUGAACGUCGCUCAGGCUGGGAUGAUUCUCACAAUGGCUGCAGUCUAUCCCAUCAUGAUGAUUGCCAUGAUCGCCCCGGUCAAGAACCUGCCGUUGGAGCGCUUCGGCGCGCAGGCACAGGCCGUGCGGCAAAAGUUCCUGGCAGUUGCCUCGCUGAUCCUCUUCUUCGUGGUCGCCUCCUUCUUGGUGGCGUUGAAGGUGCGCAGCCUGGGACUCGUGAACGUCCUGGAUGGCGCUUUGUGCGUUGGAGUGUUCACAGCUUUGGCACCCGGGCUGGUGGGGCUACUGUUGAUGGAUAGAAAAAGCUUCGCCUGGAAGGCCGCCAUGUGGACCCUGCUGAUUGCGGGCCUCGUGUUGAGCAUUCUGGGCCUGGUGUUCACUCAGAACGAGCCAGACUUGCUGGCGCAAGCUUGCAAGCUUCCUCAUCCUGCUGAUGUGAGUAUCGGCUUAGUUCUCAAAGAUAUCGGCAUCACAGCGGCGUAA